AUGUAUCUCUUCAAAAUAUCGAAACAAAGUAUAUCAACAAUAGUGAUUGAAGUUUGUCAAGUUCUCAACGAAGCAUUAAAAGACCAAGUACAGAUGCCCACUACAAUAGAAGGAUGGCUUCAAAGUGCUCAAGAGUUCGAAAAACAAUGGAAUUAUCCUCAUUGCUUGGCCUCUAUGGAUGGGAAACAUGUUAUGUUACAGGCACCCAUAAAUAGUGGCAGCGAAUAUUACAAUUAUAAAUCAUUCUUUAGCAUUGUCCUCUUUGCUCUUGUGGAUGCAAAUUAUAAUUUUCUCUUUGCUGAUGUUGGUUCGCAAGGUCGUAUAUCUGAUGGGGAAAUAUUUAAGAAUAGUGUAUUAUGGGAAAAAAUACAAGAAAACAGCCUAUGUCUUCUGAAAGCAAAAGCACUUCCUGGACGAGAAAAACAUGUACCCUAUGUUAUGCUAGGUGAUGAAGCAUUUACACUGCAUGAAAAUGUAAUGAAACCUUAUUCUGGAGUCUACGAAUUAAAGGGUCAAAAGAAAGAAUAUUCAACUACCGCUUAUCAAGGGCACGGCGUGUAG
Messenger RNA from Onthophagus taurus, 561 nucleotides. Lineage: Eukaryota; Metazoa; Arthropoda; Insecta; Coleoptera; Scarabaeidae. The record is from RefSeq and is a predicted model, not a curated record.